AUGACAACGUCACUUUCUAAAAAAGACGUUGAUCCAUCAGGGGGAGGGGGUCUGCCCUGCUCUCCUACCCGACGGGAUGGUCUGGUGAGCCAGUGUCUGAUUGCCAUUGCCUCCCUGGCUGCAGUGGCCACCUUCUUCAUGGUCAGCUGCAUCAUCCUCUGCACCAAGUACUCCUCCAGGAAGCACCGCUACAGAGUGGGCACAAACCAUCGGGGCACAGAGAUGGUGUGUAUCUCUGCCCUGCUCCACGAUGACAAUGAUCCCCAUUGGAGACGCCACAUCCCCAAGAGCAAUGGAGCCCUGCUGCAUGGAACAGAGUUGGAUAGUGACGAGGAGGGGGGAGAUGAUGUAACCCUCCACAGCUUCCUCCCAGACAAUGAGCAACGACCAGAGUCUAGAGUCUAG
Coregonus sp. 'balchen' is the source of this 405-nucleotide messenger RNA. The record is from the annotation of a GenBank genome assembly. NCBI's taxonomy places the organism in Eukaryota, Metazoa, Chordata, Actinopteri, Salmoniformes, Salmonidae.